ACUUUGUGGGGUCCGGAGUGAGUCACAUGUUUAUAGACGAGCUUUGGUGUGACGUCAUGGUCUGUCCGGAGCAAACAUGGCGAACAUUCGGUGUGUGAAGGGCAUGGUUGGCCUGGUCACCGGUGGGGCCUCUGGGUUGGGUAGGGCCACCGUGGAGCGCCUGGUGCAGAGUGGAGCUUCCGCCGUCAUCGUGGACCUGCCGUCCUCAGAUGGCCAGGCCCUGGCUGGCAGUCUGGGAGACCGCUGUGCCUUCGCUCCGGCAGACGUAACAUCCGAGGCAGACGUGCGUUCAGCGGUGUCUCUGGCCCGGGAGAAGUUUGGAAAGUUGGACCUGGCAGUUAACUGCGCUGGCAUUGCUGUGGCUGUCAAAACGUAUAACUUUAAGAAGGACGUCCCUCACAGCCUGGAGGACUUCCAGCGCGUUAUAAAUGUGAAUAUCGCAGGAACCUUUAAUGUGAUCCGCCUCGCCGUGGGGGAGAUGGGCAAGAAUGAGCCGGAUGCAGACGGGCACCGAGGCUGCAUCAUAAACACUGCCAGUGUAGCAGCGUUCGAUGGACAAGUUGGACAAGCAGCGUAUUCUGCGUCUAAAGGCGGCAUCGUUGGUAUGACCCUCCCAAUCGCUCGAGAUCUGGCACCCAUGGGCAUCAGAGUCGUCACCAUUGCCCCUGGAUUGUUCUCCACCCCCCUCCUAGCCAGCCUUCCAGAGAAGGUACGCUCCUUUCUCGCCCGCCAGGUGCCCUUUCCUUCACGCCUUGGAGAUCCUGCCGAGUUCGCCCACUUGGUGACCUCGUUGGUGGAGAACCCAAUGAUCAACGGGGAGGUCAUCCGACUGGACGGAGCCAUCCGUAUGCAGCCCUGAUCAUUUUGUCACCGCCUUCCAACAUUUAGACUGCGUGACUGAGACUGCCUUCUGUAUAAUUUUGUAGAAAAAUAUGAAUUUAAACUUUCACUUGAAUCAUACUAGAACUUUUAUUACAUUUUUGUGGGUCUCAAAGUAUCAGAAUGUACUUCAUAUUGAACUUUACAGGAAUAAAUAACAAAUGGGUUUCAUUUCA
Messenger RNA from Cyprinodon variegatus (sheepshead minnow), 1055 nucleotides. It is a transcript of the gene hsd17b10, whose product is annotated as hydroxysteroid (17-beta) dehydrogenase 10. Gene Ontology annotation, biological process: estrogen metabolic process; androgen metabolic process; fatty acid metabolic process. The transcript has 6 exons. Gene Ontology annotation, cellular component: mitochondrion. The record is from RefSeq and is a predicted model, not a curated record. The coding region runs from base 77 to 859 and encodes 260 amino acids. Gene Ontology annotation, molecular function: estradiol 17-beta-dehydrogenase [NAD(P)+] activity. Lineage: Eukaryota; Metazoa; Chordata; Actinopteri; Cyprinodontiformes; Cyprinodontidae.